Molecule: messenger RNA, 1659 nt
Organism: Heterobilharzia americana
Lineage: Eukaryota; Metazoa; Platyhelminthes; Trematoda; Strigeidida; Schistosomatidae
Source: the annotation of a GenBank genome assembly
AUGUACAGAUUUUCGCAACUUACCGCUUCCCCUGAACUCCGCAAACAGUUUUGUGAUUUGAAAUUGGAGUCUAAAUCUCAAACGGCAAACGAAAAGGAAUGUUUGCAUCUGACUACAAAAUCCAUGAAAAGAAAAAGUCCUACCACUUCAAAAGAUCUGAAAGAGCCCGUUAAAACGCAUCAUUCUGACUUUACAUUAAAAAGUUGUGAUGAUACAACAAAUCACUGCUUAUACCUUGAACCUUGUGGAUUUCGAAAUGUUAGGAAUUCGUGUUUUCUUAACGCCUGUCUUCAACUUUUACUUAACAUGCCUCCUUUUUGUGCAGCCUUACACAAAUCUCAUGAUAAUAAUUGUGUUUCCAAAAUCCAGUCUGCUGAUGUUACAUCAGAAACACAAGAAAAGAAAACACCACUGACAAACCAAUUGUUUAAAUUGAUGGAACAGCUUAAUCCACACACAGAACACAGUGAUAUACGAAAUAAUGAUCAUCACUGUUAUAAACCAGUUCAAACCAAAGUUGGCAAUACAAACGGUCCUAAUUCUUCUGUGUGGAAAGAGUCAGAUGUAAACGGUGUGCAGCCGUAUGUUUUGAAUCAUUCACUCACGCCGAACCCAAUGUUCGCGCAACUACUUCGUAUGGAUUCCGGUUUCCAGGAGGAUGCUGCUGAAUGUCUUACAUACCUUCUCACACAACUGCAUGAAGAAAUGAGCUCUUCAAUAUUAGAGAGUGAAAUAGUAAAUCUAAACGAAGGUGAUAGAAAUCAAAGUGAUUCAGAUUGGUUUGUCGCUGGUCGCGCUGGUAAACAUUAUCCGGAGGCUAGAAAAAUAGAACUUGAUGGUCGAAGUCCUAUAUCUUCAUUAUUUUGCGGCACAAUUGUAACUCGUUCGAGUGUGGGCAAAACAAAUAGUCAGUCAAGUAUGGAUGUUGAAAGUAAAAAGAUUUCUGUGAAAGAGCCUUUCUUUAUUCUUCCUGUGCCUAUCGAUGAUCCUUCGGUUAAUUCUGUCGAAUCUGCUCUACGGUGUUUAGCUGAAUCUGAACAAAUAACAGAUUAUCACGAUCCUUCUGGUACACAUAUACAUCGUCGGUCCACAUUAGAUCAUCUUCCUCCAUAUCUUAUUUUACAAUUAAAACGAUUUUACAAUGAAUCCAAGGUUAAUACUGUUCAGUCUUGUGUACAUAAUAUCAAGGGAUCUGUAAAUAAGAAUACCAACCGGAAAGUUUCAGCGGAUAUCCGUAAACACUUAAAGUCAGUUAAUAUCCAGUCCAAACUAGUUAUACCAAAAGUGCUUCUAAGUCAAGAAACACAUUUUAGCAGUGCACAACGCCAGUAUCGUCUUUGGGCUGUUAUAUUUCAUGUCGGUGAAACUGUAGCAUCCGGUCACUAUACCAUCGCUGUACACGUAGAUGACCCUUGUCAAAAAUUGGACAACUCUUCACUAAACAAUCCAGAAAGCUUAAAUCUUUUGUUCACAACUCAUCGUCCACUCGAUACAAGAAACUGUACAUUUCUUCGCUUAUCGAAGCAACAACAAAAAGAAGCUCUAAUCGAUUGCGAAUCUGCCGUUAACAAUCAAUACACUGCAUUCAGCCUUUAUAUAAGUAAGCCACGAACACCGUACAUACUUGUCUAUAAAUGUCAAACAAUGAUGCGUACAUGA